Neurospora hispaniola is the source of this 906-nucleotide messenger RNA. Its product is annotated as Cupredoxin. Gene Ontology annotation, molecular function: electron transfer activity. The record is from RefSeq and is a predicted model, not a curated record. Lineage: Eukaryota; Fungi; Ascomycota; Sordariomycetes; Sordariales; Sordariaceae. The coding region runs from base 101 to 766 and encodes 221 amino acids. The transcript is spliced from 2 exons.
UUCGAUUCCUGAAACCAGCUCAUUUCCGCUCAGUACCCUAAUCCAUACCAACCAACUGACCAUCUAUCAACCAAUUACAAAACCAAAAUCAACAAACAAAAUGCCUUCCCUCAGCAACAUCCUCCUUGCCGCCACCCUGGCUUUCUCCUCCGCCUGCUCUGCCAAGACCAUCCCCGUCAAGGUUGGCGAGUCCGGCCUGACCUUUGAGCCGGCGAACAUCAAGGCCGAUGUCGGCGACAUUCUCGAGUUCUGGUUCUACGCCCACAACCACAGCGUCGUGACCUCCACCGCGGCCAAGCCCUGCGAGCCCAAGACCGACAAUGGGUUUUACUCUGGUUUCUUCCCCGUUGCUCAGACCGGUGUUGCUUCUGACAACGUCUUCCGCGUAACCGUCAACUCGACCACCCCUCUGUGGUUCUACUGCUCCCAGGGCAAGCACUGCCAAGCUGGCAUGGUCGGCGCCGUCAACGCCAAGAGCACCGACGACUUUGACAAGUUCAAGACGGCGGCCAAGGCGGCGGCGAGCAACGUGACGCCUGCUGGUGGUGUCUUUGGUGGUUCCGUUGCCAAGGCCUCCUCGUCUGAUGGUUCUUCUUCCAGUGGCGGCAGCAGCAGCACUACCCUCGUUCCUGUCCACAGCGGCAGUGCCUCUGCCUCGGGUGCUUGGUCGUCUGCUACCUCUUCUACCAUGCCCACUAGCGGUGCUGGAGCUGUUGGUGUCUCUUUCAGUGUGUUGGCUGCGGCGCUUGGAUUUGCUCUUGCCUAAGCCGGUUAAAUCUUGGUCAUGGUUUAUGGUAUCUUCUGAGCUGAUGAUGGAGGGGAAUGGGAAAAAUGAACAAAACGGCAAUCUGAAGCUCUCCCUGGUGGAGACCGGAUGUAUGUUAAUAAUGUGUUAUUUGAACUGGU